This is a messenger RNA of Fopius arisanus, 1457 nucleotides long. It is a transcript of the gene Sou, whose product is annotated as required for meiotic nuclear division 5 protein souji. NCBI's taxonomy places the organism in Eukaryota, Metazoa, Arthropoda, Insecta, Hymenoptera, Braconidae. The coding region runs from base 172 to 1368 and encodes 398 amino acids. Gene Ontology annotation, cellular component: nucleus; GID complex; cytoplasm. Gene Ontology annotation, biological process: proteasome-mediated ubiquitin-dependent protein catabolic process. The record is from RefSeq and is a predicted model, not a curated record. The transcript has 6 exons. Gene Ontology annotation, molecular function: ubiquitin protein ligase activity; protein binding.
UAUCGAUUAUUAGUGUUCACAAUAAAAUCGUCGAGUCCUCGAGUAUUUUUACUCAGUGUUUUUAUUCCUUCGCAGUGGUGCAAGUCACACAUAUCGAAAACAAAGAAUUAUCCCGUUUCAUUCUCAAAGUGACCAAAGAAAACAGUCAAAAUAAUUCGCUCACGGAUAAUCAUGGAAGCGUGUAAUACGGUUGAGCGUGAGCUCGACAAAGUAUUGCGUAAAUUUGAGGAUAUCAACGAGAAGGCUGGCGAGGUGUUAAGUGAUUUAAUCAAUCAGAUUGAGACUUUGAAGCGAGAGCUGGAGGAAGCCCCUCCAGAGCAGGAACUAACACCCAGUCAGGUCCAAAUACUCAAACAGGCUAUGAAAAAGGUGAGAGACACAGUCCAGGAUUUGGCGACUAAUCAUCGUGAGUCUCACAACACAGUGUCAAAAGUUGGUAAAGCCAUUGACAGGAAUUUCAUAGCUGACUUUGCCAGUACGAGUAGAGAAGAUGUCUUCAACAGUGCUGAAAAGACACAUCUGUUGAAUCAAGUGAUCUGUCAGCAUUUUUAUCGCCAGGGAAUGCUGGAUAUUGCUGAUGAGCUCGCAGCAGAAACUGGAAUAAAGACUGAAGAAGGAAGGAAAGAGCCAUUCACAGAACUGAAUUACAUCCUCGAUUGUCUGAAACAGAGAAAUCUAGAGCCAGCGUUAGAGUGGACUUACAAUCACAGAGAUGCUCUACGCGCUCAGAAUUCAUCCCUAGAAUUUAAACUCCAUAGAUUACAAUUUAUAAGAUUAGUGGAACAGGGGCCCAGCAGUCAGGCUGAGGCUGUUAUGUAUGCACGAAAACACUUAACACAAUUUGUCAAUCGACAUGAGAAAGAGGUUCAGUCACUCAUGGGAACGCUCUUGUAUUUGCCAAAUGGAAUUCAGGCAUCACCCUACAGUCAUUUAUUAGAUCCAACACUCUGGCUGGAUAUUCACGAUGUUUUUACCAAAGAGGCUUGCACUUUGUUGGGGCUCAGUGUCGAUAGCCCAUUAUCUGUGUGUGUGAAUGCUGGAUGCACAGCACUGCCUGCAUUACUCAAUAUUAAACAAGUCAUGCAGCAGAGACAAGUAACUGGAAUUUGGAAUGGAAAGGACGAGCUUCCAAUUGAAAUAGAUCUGGGUAAACAGAGUCGUUACCACUCAGUCUUUGCCUGUCCAAUAUUACGCCAACAGAGCACUGAAAAUAAUCCUCCCAUGAAGCUGGUCUGUGGUCACGUAAUAUCCAGGGAUGCACUUAAUAAAUUAACAAAUUCAAACAAGAAUCAAUUCGUUUCCAGGCUUAAGUGUCCAUAUUGCCCUGUUGAGCAAAAUCCGGAGGACGCAAGACUCAUUUAUUUCUGAAGCCACUACGAUGUCAUUAUUGAAAUUCAUCGAUAUUAAUUUUUUUUACCCGAACUUUGCAUGAUGAUUUUAUUUUUCAUAACAAAAAU